Messenger RNA from Rhagoletis zephyria (snowberry fruit fly), 1533 nucleotides. RefSeq names its product putative nuclease HARBI1. The record is from RefSeq and is a predicted model, not a curated record. NCBI's taxonomy places the organism in Eukaryota, Metazoa, Arthropoda, Insecta, Diptera, Tephritidae.
AUUUCGAUUGUGAAGUUUGUGCACUUAAGAACUCAGUAGUUGUUGUGUUAAAUAUAUUUAAUAUUAGUGAAAGUCCUUGAUAAAAAAAAUUACCAAAUGGAUUCAGUGGCGAUAUGGUUGGAAGCAGAUGAAGGCCAAGUGGCGGAACGAGUGCAAUUGAGAGCGCUUAGGGAUAAGGCCAACAUAUUCACUCUCAAUGAUAAAUGUUUUACGCAAAAUUUCCGCCUAAACAAGCAAGCGUUUCGGUACGUGCUAAAUGCCAUUACGCCGGAGUUAAGUACUCCUCGAAAAUCCACAGCAAUUCCGCCCAUUAUUAAGCUGGCCGCCGCACUGAAAUUAUUGGGGCAAGGAGGUUACCAACACCAAAUUGGCCAAGACCAACACGUAGGCCUUUCUCAGCAGUCAAUGUCACGCUGCCUUAUUGAAGUGUGCAAAGCCAUUGAGAAAACGCUUUGCCAACAACACAUUAAUUUUGCAAGUACGGACGCAGAGGAAACAGAGGCGAAAUUAUACUUCUAUGAAAAGUGUGGCAUUCCGGGCGUGUUGUUUGCAAUAGAUGGCACACAUAUACAAAUGAUAAGACCAACAAGGAAUGAGCAUUUGUACUACAAUAGAAAACUGAAGCACAGUAUGAAUGCAAUGGUUAUGUGUGACCACAAGAUGAGAAUUAGAGCUGUUGACGCGCGAUACGGUGGUGCAUGCCAUGAUUCCCAUGUAUGGAACCUGUCCAGUGAGAGAAGGGCUUUAAAAGCUCGUUUUGAUAAUGGCGAGAGAGGGAUAUGGAGUCUUGGCGACUCAGGAUAUCCAUUGGAACCAUGGAUGUUAACUCCCUAUCGUAAUGCCGCCGAAAAUUCAGCGGGAGGCCGGUUUAAUCACUGCCAUGCCAAAGGACGGUCAAUCAUCGAACGAGUAUUUGGAAUAUUGAAAGGAAGGUUUCGAUGUCUUUUGGCAGCACGCGAGCUGCAUUAUACUCCGCAAAAGGUUUCAGCUAUAAUGAACGUUUGCUGCGCUUUGCACAACAUUUGUCUGCAAUUUAAAGCUGAGCUGCAACCUUCAGAAGUUUUUCCCACAGAAGAUGUACAUUUAUUAGAAACUGUGAAUAUGGUGGAAGCGGACAGUAGUACAGCAAAUAUUUCUAGGAACUUAAGAGAUGAAAUAAGAAACAGUUUAAUUGCAUAGGUGUAGCAAAAUAUUUUAUUAAUUCAAGUGUGUGUAUACAUAGUAGCUCAAAAUCAAAUCAUAAAGUGAUAUUUUAACAAUAUUCGCAAUGUUUUUAAUUCUGAAACUUUUUUGUAAAUAUUUUAAAAUAGUAUAGCUGAUUAUCUAAAAAAAUCGUAUAAAUCUAAGUUGUAAACUUGUGCCAAAAUUAGGAAAUAUCAACAAAUUUUCAUACAAAUUGCCAACUUUUUUACUAGAAUUUCUUGACAAAAAUUUGGCCUGUUAAACUUAAAUAUAAUGUGGAAGUUCUAAGUCCAUAAAAAAUUCCGUUGAUUUUUGAUAACUUUCUUUGCUGACGGUCUUGGACAUUUUUUU